Messenger RNA from Trichechus manatus latirostris (Florida manatee), 813 nucleotides. Its product is annotated as cystatin-9. The transcript has 7 exons. NCBI's taxonomy places the organism in Eukaryota, Metazoa, Chordata, Mammalia, Sirenia, Trichechidae. Bases 1 to 813 code for a protein of 270 amino acids. The record is from RefSeq and is a predicted model, not a curated record. Gene Ontology annotation, molecular function: cysteine-type endopeptidase inhibitor activity. Gene Ontology annotation, biological process: antimicrobial humoral response.
AUGGCUGCGUUGACCGGCUCCCACAGCCUCCGCCUGCACAGCUCCGGCUCCCACGUAGCCUGCCUGGGCACGGGUCCAGGGUUCACACUCUCAGCCUUGAAGGUGCUGCGUGCCCGAGCACCUCCCCACGUGGCUGCCUCAACAGCCAGCACCUAUGUGUCCUUCCUCGAGUCUCUUCUCUGCCAGGAGGUGGUCCUGCUGGAGUACUGGAAAAAGUGCUGGGCAAUAAUGCCCAUGGCCAGCCUUCCCACAGCCUCCAGUGCCCUCCCGCUGGAGCUGGAAAUCCAAAGGCAGGCUACGUGGGAGCCGGAGCUGUGCAGGCGGAGGCUGUGGGAGCCGGUCAACGCAGCCAUGUCCCGAUGGCCUCGGAGAUGGGCUCGGCCUCGCUGGGUGCUCCUGCUCCUCUUGGGCUUCCUGCUCCUGGUGACUCACGCAUGGCUUACCACAGAGGGAAAUGACCUCGCUGACCAAAACAUCAUGGCUGAGUACUUCCCAGCCACCGUGGAGUAUGCCUUGCACUCCUUCAACCUGCAGAGCAGGGACACUCACGCCUACAGGCUGGUUCGCAUCCUGAGGGCCUGGAAGGAAAAGUUGGAUUCCAUGCUGGCUUUCUCCAUGGAGCUGGAGCUGCGCCAGACCAGGUGUGGGAAAUUUGAAGAGGACAUUGACAACUGCCCCUUCCAGGAAAGCCCAGAGGUGAGCAAUGGGAGGCACGGAACGCUCAGCUGCUUCUUCACCGUCAGCACCCAGCCCUGGAGAACCAAGUUUGAUCUGCUGAACAGCACCUGUGAGGAGGGCGUCCCGGACUCCUGA